AUGAGUCUCAGCGGAAUAUUGGAAUGGGCGCGGCUACCAGACACCGAUGUAGCCGAGUCGAAUAUAUGGAUCAACGAAGACAUCAGGCCUUUGCCUCCAAGCCGUAGAAGAUGGACGAUGUGGACUUUCAUCUCGUUCUGGUUGACUAACCAGGUGGCAAUCUCCAACUGGCAACUAGGAGCGUCUCUCGUCGCUGCUGGACUCUCUGUCUGGCAGAGCGUGAUUGCCAUUAUCAUUGGCAAAGUCAUCAUUGCGGUCGUUGCAAUCUUCAACGGACAUGUAGGUGCACGUUGGCACAUUGGAUUUCCAGUUGUCUCCCGAUACAUCUGGGGUGUGUACGGGCAGUACAUUAUCCUGAUACAGAGAAUCAUCCUCAGCUUGGUAUGGUUUGCUGUUCAGUCGUGGACCGGAGGCUUGACAGUGGUUAACUGCCUCUCAGCAAUCUUCCCUUCAUUCGAAUCAAUGGGCAACGGUUUCUCCGCCUCUUCGCACCUGACCACCAAAAACUUCAUUGGCUGGAUCAUCUUCAACGUUCUCCUCAUCCCCAUUCUGUACAUCCGCCCUGAGAAGAUCCAGAGACUGCUUCUUGCUUUCAAUAUCAUCUCCUCGGUUACCCUGAUAUCCAUCAUGAUAUGGGCAUUGGCGACAGCUGGCGAAGCAGGGUCUCUGGUCCGUCAGGGAUCAAAAUCAAUGUCCUCAAGCGAACUUGGUUGGCAGAUUGUGCACGGCAUCACCACGGUCAUCGGCAGCAUCGCUGUGGGUUUGACGAACCAGCCGGACUACUGUCGCUUUGCUCGGAGGCCCGGAGACCAGGUCUUCGGACAGUGGUUCAGCAUCAUCUUCUUUGGGGCCAUCUUCCCUACCUUUGGCUGCUUGGCUGCUUCGGCUACUGGCGCCAUCUACGGCGAACCGAUCUGGAACCCGCCCUUGAUCGUCCAAGAAUGGCUUGAUUCAAACUACAACGCCAAAAGCCGUGCUGGCGCCUUUUUCGCCGGUCUCGGUCUCCUCUGCUGCCAACUAAGCAUCAACGCUAUUGAUAACGCUUUCUCGGCUGGCAUGGAUCUGUCUGGCCUGUUCUGCCGAUACAUCAACAUCAGGCGCGGAGCUUACAUCGGCCUCGUGCUGAGUAUCGCGCUUUGCCCAUGGGAACUUCUGUCGUCGGCAGCCGUUUUCAUCAGUGUUCUCUCUGCUUACAGCGUCUUCCUUGGUCCGAUUAUCGGCAUCCAGAUCUGCGAUUACUUUAUCAUCCGGCGACGCCGAAUCAAGUUGUCAGAUCUCUACCACCCACGCUCAGAUGGCUCUUUCUACUAUUACAAGGGGUUCAACCCCAGGACUUUCGUUGCUUGGGUCUGCGGUUUUGCGACACAGCUCCCUGGUUUUGCCGCCAGCGUUACCCCGAAUAGCAUCAAGAUUGCCGAGGGUUGGAUCAAUCUUUACUAUCUGGCAUUUCCUCUAGGCUUUACUAUAUCGUUCUUGCUACACCUCGCCAUCAACACCUUAUGGCCCCCCCCAGAAGCUGGCGCCAUUGACGACGUGGACUACUACGCAACUUUCACUGAUGAAGAAGCAAGGAAGCUGGGAGUGCUCGCGCUUGAUACAGAGAUCAUUGAGAGCUCGCACAAGGGUAUGGAAGAUGAUAGUCCGGAGCGAGGUCGUCGAACAUGGGUGAGUUCAACGCCGAAGUAG
Molecule: messenger RNA, 1686 nt
Organism: Colletotrichum orchidophilum
Lineage: Eukaryota; Fungi; Ascomycota; Sordariomycetes; Glomerellales; Glomerellaceae
Product: NCS1 nucleoside transporter
Exons: 3
Coding region: 1-1686 (561 amino acids)
Biological process (GO): nucleobase transport; transmembrane transport
Cellular component (GO): plasma membrane
Molecular function (GO): nucleobase transmembrane transporter activity
Source: RefSeq, a predicted model, not a curated record